CAUUCAAACUACAGAAGAGAAGAUAAUCUAUUUGCAUUCAAAAAUGCAUUUGUUUCUUAUGGCUGUUGGUCAGAGUUAGUCACUGCAAGUGCAUACAGGUUUCUCUUGACAAAGUGUAGAGUUAAAGUUGCAAAAGGUUAGUCUUGUGAGAAAAACAAAAUAACAGGGCAUGUACCGACAAGAUAAGAGGGCGGGCAGAGAAUGCUACCUGCCAAAAUAUUGACGUUCUGAUUGGCUGAUGACAACGUCACUCAUUUUGAAGUCUUGUUCGCAGCCAGGAAAGCACUUAGCACAAGUUUUGGUACUCAGCCUAGUGAGCCUUCUACCUGGCCAAGGUCUUGUCCGCGGUCCCUAGCCUACAAAAAACAACGCUGGUGACCGGAGAGGUCGUAACUGUUACUGAUCGAUGAUGGCCUCGCAGAAAGGGACGUUUGCUGGCGUUUUACUUUGUCUCUUCGUGUCCAUGACUGUAGCUUUAGAGGUGUCCAUCCCUCAGCGGACCUAUGAGUUCGCCAGGGGAGACAACAUCACUAUACCAUGCAGCUUCAAACCCAAGAGCCCAAUCAACAAGCUGGUCGUCAUAUCCUGGUUGGCUGAAGCAGACAAACCCGGAGAGCCAGAGGUGUCUGUCCUUACCUCCUACUCUACUGGUGAACUGGACAUCAGUGACAGGUAUGAAGGAAGAGCUUCCCUGGAGCAGGACCUAGCUAAAGGAGUAGCCAACCUGAAGCUCUUCUCCAUCGGUCUCCAGGACAACCGAAUAUUCGACUGUCGGGUCGCCAUCCCCAACGAUGACAAGGGUCAGCUGGCUGACACCACCCGUCUGGUGGUCCUGGUGGCUCCCUCUGUGCCUGUCUGUAAGAUCGAUGGGAAGGCAGAGUACUUCCAGGAUAUCAGUCUCACCUGUCAGUCUGAAGAGGGCUCUCCUCUUCCUACCUACAAGUGGCAGGGCUACGACGUCAGAAACAUGCCCCGAGCACCUGCACCCAAGACAACAGACAAGGAUGGUGUCCUGUCUCUCUUCAACCUCACCAUGGAAUCCUCAGGAUACUACGUCUGUACCUCCACUAAUAAGAUCCGCAGUGCCAAAUGCAACCUGACGCUGUCCGUCAUGCCACCGUCUAUGGCCCUGGGUUCAACAGCGGGUAUCAUUGGUGGCGUUGUGGUUGGUGUUCUGGUGCUGCUCAUCAUCCUCAUCUACUGCUGCUGCUGCAGAAAGAAGAAGAACAUAGCAGAGGAGUACGCUAUGGGGGUUCCAGAGGGGGAGGAGUUCCACGACGACAAACCCGUGGUGAAUGGCGAGGUUCGCCAGACGCGCAGCAAGGAAGGCGACGAUGAAGACCACCCACCUAAGAUCGUGGACCGUCGCGACCAGUACAAGGAACGCAGUGAGAAGGACUACGAUGACCGCCGCGAGCACCACGAUGACCGCCGUAGCGACUACGAUGACCGCCGCGAGCACCACGAUGACCGCCGUAGCGACUACGAUGACCGCCGCGAGCACCACGAUGACCGCCGCAGCGACUACGAUGACCGCCGUAGCAACUACGAUGACCGCCGCGAGCACCACGAUGACCGCAGGGACCAGGACGACCGCUACUCUGACCGCCGUGACCGGUACGACCGUGAUCGUGUUUACGAUGAACGCAGUGACGGCGGACGGUACAGUGAUCGUUAUGAUGAGCCCUACGAUGAUCGUGACAGACCUCCCAGUGUACCGGCCAAUAAACCUGCUAAGCCUUCUAAAAAUAGAAUAGAUUAGAACCACUUAAUGUUUACCGCAACUUGUGUUUGGAGUGGUCGAAAAUAUAAUGAAUUUUCUAAACAUAGUAGCUGCUGUAGGUCAGGCUUCACAAAGGGCCCAGCUGCCAGGCUGAACUCGGUCACAUCAAUAACAGGACGACAGUAACACAACAAAAGGCUGUAGGUCAGGGAUCAUCAAAUAGAUUCAGCCGCCGGAUGGUGUUUGUCCUUCAGCAGAACUUCAGGGGACCGGAACAUAAUUAUAAAUCAUUUGUAGACGGCAAAUUGACUGCAAGAAACCCAAACGGAUGUAAUAUUUGACAAAUAUAUAAUAAUUUAGAACCUUGCUUACAUUUGUAUACCCUCACAUAUAUGUCGCUCUUAUGUGUGGGAAUACUUGAACUAAACGACUAGAGGUGGAGCGUAUCACUGUUAUCUAUGUAAAGGCCUUCAAUGUGGAGUACAGCCUAUGAUUGAAGGAAGGGUGGCCUCAAUUCAGUUCAGUAGUCAGGAAGCGAAUUGGAAUGCUGAUUCAAAGAUUUGAAAAGUGCCAUCUAGUAUUUUGAAUUAGGAUUUUUUUAUUUUUUUAUUCUUGAAUCUGAAUUUAAAUUAGCUUUCUGUUACAAACUGCCAUUGCCUGAAUAAGACUGUGUAUGAAUUCUCAGUGCAGCUUAUUGGAAAAUGCAUUUUUCCUCCUGCCUUAUUAUCUACUGUUGGUGUGACAGAAGAGCUUCUCACGUCAGUCUCAGGUCUUGGCUGUUUGAGAACCACAAGCUUUUUGGUGACGGUUUGUUUGUUUUUAUCAACUGUACAUUGAUAAUAACCUCAUAUCAAAUGUUGGAGUUACAUGUAAUAUCAACUGUACAUUGAUAAUACCCUCUAAUAAAUAAAGUUGUUAACCUUUUUAAUAGUUUUCAUGACUUAGA
Molecule: messenger RNA, 2669 nt
Organism: Oncorhynchus nerka (sockeye salmon)
Lineage: Eukaryota; Metazoa; Chordata; Actinopteri; Salmoniformes; Salmonidae
Gene: gpa33a
Product: glycoprotein A33 (transmembrane), paralog a
Exons: 7
Coding region: 407-1762 (451 amino acids)
Cellular component (GO): plasma membrane
Source: RefSeq, a predicted model, not a curated record